GUGGCUGGCAGUAGACGUCCGACCAUAGCGCGGGUCGGACGCAUGACUUUAUGGGCGAAUUACAGUACCCCGGCGCGCCUGGCGUCGACGACGAGAGACAAUAUAGGGCUCCGUUCCGACGGGCACCGCAGUACAGAUGGCCGGCUCCGCAGCCCCCUCAGCCGUCGGCCUUCGCCCCGUGGCGCAGGGCGCCGGCCCCGCCGCGGCCGCCGGACUACCGACGUAGUGCUUCAUACCCUGGAAAGCCUGAUGAGCCGUAUCAAGAGAGAGGAGGACUCGACAACAUGCAAUCUUUAGAACAUUACUUAACUGACAUAAUGAGAGCAGACACAUCGGAUCACAUGAAAGGCAAGUCGCCCUUCUUCCCAGGCGUGGAGGAGGCGACAGUGGCAGCGGGAGCCGCGGGCGCCGGCUCGCCGUCUGUGCCCUCCGACCAGGCGCAGGAUGUCGUGUCCAGGCUGAGUGCGGCUGGUCUAUCGAUGUGCGUGAGCGCGCUCGGCUCGCCAGCGCGCUCGUCGCCGGUGUCUGCCGGCUCCGAGCACGGCGAGCGCUUCAGUAGGAAAGUGUUCGUCGGCGGCCUUCCACCUGACAUCGACGAGGACGAGAUAACGUCUUCCUUCCGGCGGUUCGGGCCGCUGGUGGUGGACUGGCCACACAAGGCCGAGAGCAAGAGCUACUUCCCGCCCAAGGGUUACGCGUUUCUACUAUUCCAGGACGAAAGCUCAGUAGCGGCUCUAAUGGAAGCGUGCAUCACGGACGAAGACAAGCUUUACCUCUGCGUGUCCUCGCCCACCAUCCGCGACAAGCCCGUGCAGAUCAGACCGUGGCGAUUGGCUGAUGCGGACUUCGUGUUGGACGCUAGCAUGCCAUUGGAUCCGCGCAAAACUGUGUUUGUUGGGGGUGUUCCACGUCCGCUGAAAGCUGUGGAGCUGGCCAUGAUCAUGGACCGGCUGUACGGCGGCGUCUGCUACGCCGGCAUCGACACCGACCCGGAGCUGAAGUACCCCAAGGGGGCGGGUCGGGUGGCCUUCUCCAACCAGCAGUCAUACAUCGCGGCCAUCUCCGCGCGCUUCGUGCAGCUCCAACACGGCGACAUCGACAAGCGGGUCGAGGUGAAGCCGUACGUGCUGGACGACCAGAUGUGCGACGAGUGCGCGGGCGCGCGCUGCGGCUCCAAGUUCGCGCCCUUCUUCUGCGCCAACGUCACCUGUCUGCAGUACUACUGCGAGCACUGCUGGGCGACGAUCCACUCGCGGCCCGGGCGCGAGUUCCACAAGCCGCUCGUGAAGGAGGGCGCCGACCGCCCGCGCGCCGUGCCCUUCCGCUGGUGUUAGUGUUGCCCGCUUCCGCUCCGGUAGGAAAUGGUAGCUUUUGUUGGUGAGCGCGUCCAUUGAGAAAACUGUGGACUGCGUCACAGAGGAAAUUUUAAUCUAAUUUGUAAGUUUUUUUAUUAAGCUAAUUUUUAAAAUAGAUGAAAAGAUUUCGUCACAGAAGUAAAGAUUUAAAGGUUUUGUUGUGCGUGUCGCGCAUGGUUUUUAACUUAAUUUUGAAAAGAAUUGGAAUCGAGCGCGAAUUAUUUUUUGUUUGUUUUAUCUGUUACAAGUUGCUUGUAAUAAAAUAGUCUGAACUAAAUCGUUUAGAUUCACUUCGUUUUUAAUUACGUGUUCCUAUCAUGUAAACAAUCUUCACAGUACCUACUUAUUGUUAAAAUUAAAUCAAUAAAUGCGUUCUAAAAUUUUACAUCAAAUAUUAAAGACAUACGUCGACGCACACGGCUAGUGUAUCUACACCUAUAUGAUAUGGUUUAAAUUAUAAAAUAUUAAAUUUGGUAAACAUUAUUAGCCUUCGUUUCCUCUCGUGUAUUUUUCAUACGCUCUUGUAUGAGCAAAACAAAAGAUGUGACCUAGUCUACAAUUUUCUCUGUGUACGUUAAUAAUGGUAAGCCUACAUAUUCGUGAAGUUCCAAAUGUAUGUGACUGACAAGACUUUUGUGCUAGGACCACAGCAUAAAUCUCUACGUUAUACUGAAUCCCGCACUGCUACGUUUUGUUGCAAAGCACGUAUAUUUCUAACUCUUUCAUUUGAUGCUAAAUCUUGCAAUACGAGAAUUUUGGCUACAAAAAUCAGAAAGUUUAUAGCAUUGCGAGUUUUAGUAAAACCUAUUGAACAAAUUAUUGCUUUCUCAUCGGUUCCUAUGUACGCGAAAGUUCGUGGUAUGCAUAACUCCGCGAAGUUAUUCACAUAUACAUUCGCGAAGAUGUGGGCUCACCAUAAUAUACUGUUUUACUGUAGUGUGAAAUAAUGUAUUUUAUGUUGAUUACCUACGUGAUUUCUAUCUUUUAGUCAAGUGAUCAUCAACAGAUCGUCUGUCAUUCUAUGUGAAUUGUUUUUGGCAUAAAAUUAUCCGAUUUCACUUGUUAUGAGGCCUCUAAACGAUCAGUUAUAUGAUACGAUAAUGAUAUACAACUUGAUGAUACAUAAAAAAUAUCUGGCCUGGUGAAAUUUGCUGCUAUCGAAUUUUUGACAAAACGAAACUUUACAUAAUACGUAAUAUAAUUGACCGUUUACAGGCCGCCUAAAAUAACCUCCUUCGGAAUGUCUAUUCUGAUAUCAUCUAUCCGAUUUAUGUAUCUCUAAUUUAUGUCAACAAAAGCAAAAUAACUGUUUUUCACGUGCCACCCACAAAUAUCGGGAAUUUUUUCAUGGUAUGAUAAUAAUUUUAAUAUCGUUUCAUCGUCUUUUUGAACAUCACAAAAGUAAAUGAUAACAAAAAACUACCACUUCCUACUGUUUCAACCAGAAUCGUAUUUUAUAUGGUAGUUUCCUAUCCUACCCACACUGCUUGUACUAACAUCAAAGUAUCACAAAAUACGGUUCUUCGAGCCCUUACCAGAUCAGGAAACACACGUCAGGAACUGUGCUGACUAAAAAUCUACUCCGGAUGUUCAGAAUUAGGUACUGAUAAAACUAGCCGGAUUAGGUUUUUCUUCUAAUUGGUGGCAAUUAGCCUGGCAACACUGUGUUUUUAUUUCACAAAAACGCAAUGUUGUCGUCGACUUACGGAUACGACAUUUUCAGAUUUGAACGCCAAUUCUAUGGCUAUAGAGAAAAAAAUAACAAUUUAAUAAGCAACAUUAUCCAAUGUUUAAUAUUAAGCAGAAUAUUAUAGAAUUCAAGUACAAGGCAUUCGUUUGUAUCGUCGCUGCCUCGAUGACUGCUGUCUACUUAGUAUUGCCAGUAUAUGAAACUGUGCCACUUUGGUAGUUUCCGCGUUUGUCGGGGAGGCAAUGCUGCAAACUAUAGAUUUCGAUUUAAGCAAAAAUAUGUAUCCAAAAAACUUAGCUAGUUGUCCGUUCAAAAAUAAGCUCCAUCUUGAAAAGUGUUGCGAUUUCACCACCGCUGCGAUUAGUCGCAAUCGCGUACGCUCAUUUAACGUAAGAUAUUAUUGUAAGGCAUAAAGUGUCUGAUUUCUCGAUAUAUAUAUAUAUAAUUUUAAAAAUGAAACAUAAUUGUACCUGUGUAGCUAGAAUGAAUUUCCUAAGGAUUCCUCGAUUUAUCUGAUUGGAUACUGUUGCGAAUGAUUGUCUGCUCGUCCCAUUCGUUUGCUAGCGAUGUCGUGUCGGUCUUGGUUUUUUGAAACCUGAUUGUGUUCAAUUCUUUUUGUAGGAUUUGGCUUUCUGACUGUAAAUGUCACGGAUUUUGGACUGACUUGUUUCAACACGUGUGUUUAAUAAAUACAUCUGCGUUUCAAGCUAUUUGUUUCAAAUAGCAUAGCGUCCAAUUAGCUAUUAAACUAACUAUACCUAUUUUUAUUAUUGCGCGACUUCUUCUAUUUAUUUUAAGAUCUUAACGCAAGUCUAGUCUUAAAAUCCUUUAACUUUUACCUUUUUUCGUUUUCUGGGAGGCGGUAGGGACUCGUUUAGUACAAACAUGUUACCGAUUCGGCUGUACGUCCGUUUAUCGGGCUUAUUGCAGUCUGUGAAACGAGAUAAAUGUUGCUUUUAAUGAAUACUAAAUUGCAUAGUACUCAUGGCUAAAUGAUCGAUAAGCCAGAUGUUUUCUCGUCUAUGGACUGUAUUAACCUAUUAUACAGUCCUGCAAAAGAGUAUCAAAAUUGGCGUAUUACGUCACUCGAAUAUGUAUCUAGAUACUCCAGGACUGUACAAUAGUGAUUUAGCAUUAAAAUGUUAUGUAUAAAUGAUAUUUUUUUCGAUCCGCCGGGAUAGUGCAAUAGAUGGUAGGAUAGUGUUUAUAAAAAUAUUAAUAUAACCAAUUUCCUAGGUGUAUAUAUAUCUAUAUAAUGUAUGUAAUGCGGUAUUGCUUGCAUUUCGAUAGCACUUUUUGAACUCAAAAAUAUUAAACCUUAAAUGAACUAAAUAAUAUCUAGAAAAUUCCAAAGAUACCUACUUAGAAAGGUGCUAUUGGAAUGUCAGUUCGUUGUUAAAACUGAUUUCGGAUGUACUUAAAUAUUUGUUACAUUAAUCUUGGAACAAAGGCUUAUGCCUUUCUAAAUAUGAGUAUUUUAUCGACAUUUAGGCUUGGAUCACUAUCAUGUCCAGCCUUUUAAAUACCUUUAGUUUUCAAAUUGUUACUUAUUUAGAACUAGGUUUGCCUGUUUCAAAGAUGAAUAACAAAUUAAAUCGGUAAAGACACCGUAUCCCGAUCGACCACGGACGUUUUAUAGACUGUAGUAAAAAGACUUGCGCGAAUUUUUUGAUGGUUUUUUCAUGAUUUUGAUGCGGUUUUUUCGUGUUGUGUAUCUUUUUCAGAAUUAGAUGUGAGGCUUGAUAGUGCCUUGGUAUGCGAUGUCGUAUGGCGUACCCCUCCCUAAUGUGUGAAAGGAAUUAGUUCAUCAUGCGAGUUCAAAUCUGCUGUUAUUAGAUAAUCGCGAAUAUCAACGGUCAAUUUUGGUAUCCACGCUGAUGUAGUUCUAUCUCUUUGACAAAUUGCUAAAAGGAGAUAGAAUCACAUUCGAAUAAGCGUAGGAAUUCACGCUACAGCAAACUUGAGCGCGUGUGAUUCCGUCAAACAUUGAUUUUCAACAAGAUCGUUUCGACUUGACACUUUUCAAACUAUACACCUUCAAGUUUGGGCAUGCGUUCACCUUAAAAUUUAAUAUAAAUGGAGUUAAAGGUGCGUUUGGCUUGGUCCAAGCAAAUUUUGUCUGUAGGCUUUAGCGAAAUUAAAAUUGUUCAUUAGCCAUAUCUUGGCCUGAGCAAAACGGACCGCCAUUUAAAUUUUUCUAAACGUUAAGUAGGUACAAUUUGUAAUAUUACUAAAUAGAGAGCAUUUUAGUGAAAAUUGUUUGCCAUAAUGCGAACGCUGCGAUGACUUUCCCGUCGUCUUGUUUACUUAUAUAAAAAUUCACAAAAUCAACUAAUUCAAUUAUAUGUAGACAAAAAUAUUUGCAAGAAUUAUAUUUUCCUAGUAAUUAGAAUAUUUAUUUGGCGACGAGGAAAAUCACGUAGUUUUCGCGACAGAGUGGUCACUCAUGACGUUAAAACUCUAGUUAUAGAAAUAUAUUUAGUAGUUUCAGUAAUAGCGAAUAAACGAUCGCAGAGUCGUUUUCUCUUUAUAAAUUAAAAAUUAGAAUAUUAGGAGAUAUUUUUGAACACGCCUUAAGUACGCCCCAGACUCAAUCUCAUCUCACUUAGCUUGGCACCUCGAUUUUAACCGCUCUGUCGGUCCCACUUCGUUUUCUACUGCAUUUUAAAACUUCCACUUUGGUAGAUAUUAUUAGUUACGUGGCAACACUUGGUAAAAAAUUGUUUGUAUGAUCUAUUUUGUCUCUGAAUUGAAGUGAAAUCAUCUGCUUUUUUAUUUUAUUUUUAAACUAUUUUCGUGCAUUUGAUGUAAAGUUUAUUUUGGAUGAAAUUGCUCAAUAUAUUUGGUGAAAUUGUUUGGUGCCCCCUAAUCCUCCUAGUUGAAAUAAUGAAGAGGCGGGACGCGUGAGUGUGAUGUGUGGUCGCCCUGUCCCAUUUUGUAUUUUUGUAUUUUUAUAAAAAACGACAAUUGUGAAUUCGGACGUGUUUUUUACUUUGCGCGCAACGUUAGUAGCUGUUGAACGCUUGGGUGAUUUGAUUUUUUUUAUAAUGUAACGGUCUUUAUGACUCGACGGAUCUUCAAGUGGUGUCUAUCAUCGGGGACUUUCAGUUAUGGGACAUUAUUAUUCGAAAAAUUGAAAAUUGCUCUGGAAACUUAUGGUAACGGACUGAGUGAGGGUCCCAUCUUGAAGAUCUGUAUAACCCAGCGAUUAAAAACUUAAUUGGUGUUAGAUUAUUAUAAACCGAGGUGUGUUUGGGAUAUGUGGUCUCUGCGUUAAGCUUUCUUGUAGCGCCCAGAAGCUGUAGUAAUGAUGUAUGUUAACAACGACUGCAAUGUUUCUUCACGUAAGACCCGCGUUUCCCCUGAUACUGCGGGAGUUUUGUCGUGGAGAAGGCAGUUCGUUUGAACCGCUGGUUCGCAAGGAUUGUGUGUAAUCUAGUUGAAUUGAAACACGGGAGAAGAUUAACUUUCUCCAUUAUAUUGUAGCCCCCGAUCAAGGAUUAGUACGGUCAUAAUAUUUACCAUCUAAGCGGCCAUUUGUGUGGUUUUAUCGCGGAAUAGUAGGUGGCGCUAAUGUCAGCGUAAGCAUUUGCUAGGCUUUAUGAUUCUACCAUGACCAGGCAGGCAUUUUAUAAUUUGGAUUUGUGUAAUAUUCGGGGGUGUUUUAAUUAAUUUUAUAACGUUUAUUAAUUAUUAUGUCUUGAUUUCCCGUCCCGCAGUAUUUUGACAUGUUUUAGUUUUUAGACGAAGUUUGCGUUUGGGGUAUAUUAUGGUUUUUUAAGUUCGGAAGUUUCGAUUCUGCGGGUCGGUUUGUUUUCUCUUUUGUUUUGUUGAGCGGUUAAUACACGGUGGAACUGAAUUGGCAACAUCAAUUGAAGCAAUUGUCGCAAUGUUUUUGAAAUUGUAUGAUAUCUCCAUAGUUGUUUUGAGGCGGCCCCAUCGUGUACUGGCCGCUUUAGUUUGUAGGCUGUUUUUGCUUCCUCGUUUACGCCGCUUUGCGGGUCUGUUCUUGUUGUAUUUGUUGUCGCCGAAUCGCGAUCGAAUGUGUGACUAGAUUGAAUUCUUUUAAUUUUAGAUGUAAUUUCGUGGUUCAUAUCACUUGCUGCGACGCACCGCGGGGGGCAUUGUCAUUCUUUAAUAUUAUUAAUAUAUGAAGUAUUUAAUAGCAUGUGUACAUUGUUUUGACGUGAAAUUUGUACUUGAUAUUGUAGCUAACUUGACGACUUGUUGUUGUUAUUGACGAUCGAUGUUCAACCCCUCGUUGUUUCAGAGUGACUUUUUUUCGCACUUUUUCACUUGCAUGUAAAUAGGUUCAAGCGUUGAACUUUUCUUAGUAAAAAUAAAAAAUUAAAAAAUCCGCAAAAAAAAGGUUUUUUACGAUUUACGGCGGCGGACCGUGUUAGAAAAAUUUUGGUCUCGGCGUCCGCUUACGGGCGCUCUGUAAAUUGUGCUAGGGUCUCUAGUGAAAUUACAUAAUUUUUAAAAGAAUAGCGAAUGGUAGUGCAAUUCAUUAAAUACAUUACCUAGUUGUGUAUGAUAUAUAAUGAAAAAAUAGUACCUAAUUAUCUUGGAAGUUGCUAGACAAUAUUGUUUUGAGAUUUUCCUGCACCGUCGUCGGUUCUUCACGUUUCAUUAUUUCAUGUUAAUACUCGUGUAUUCGACUAGGUGCAUUGAAAUUAUUUUUUUAAUAGACUUUAUAAACCAACUCCACGGUAUCUAUAUAUAAAUUGCUCUGAAUUCUUUUUCUAUCUGGGAGUCGGUUUCGAUAUAAUUUAAAUUGAUUUGAAAUAAGAUUUAUAUAUUUUUAUAGACAGUUAUUUCAGUGACUUGUUAAAUAGAAUCCAUUUCGUUAAAAAUUAUUUGCUACAAUCAAUUUGUGUGUUACAUUCGGUUCGGUGGGUACAGACAUGGAUACACAAUAUUUUUUAAUGAAUGCGUUGUUUUUUCGAAGCGAUUGUCUAUCCAUGUCUAGACGGACCACACAUUCGACUUUUUUUUAAACUAGUGACAGCUUUAGUGAGAGAUAAUUAAGAUUAAUUUAAGCCUUGUUUUUAGAAUAAGCACACGGUAUUAAACACUAUAGUUUGUAAAUCGUAAACCGAACCGAAUGCAAUUUUUUUACUGAGAAAUUUCAAUGUUUUUUAUGUAAUUCCAGGAAUAUAAGUUUCUAUGCUUUUGUAUGUAGUCGGAUUGUUCAUGCAGUUAGACUAUUGUGGAGAAAUUAAAAUGAAUUUGAAAUCUUUUUCCUGUGUUUCAUCUUGUAGUUUGUGUGGGAUUAGUGCAAUCGGUUUUUGUUUUUUUUUAAAGGUUUCAUAUCACACGGUCGGGAUAUUUAGCAUAAUAAUAUGCUAUGAUCACGAAGCAUACCGAACAUAGCAGUAUUUUCUGUUAAUCUUGUUUACAAAAGUAAAUUGCGGUGGACAUUUAGCUUUAUCAUCUCGUCUGUGUCUUAGACAUAGCAAGCGAUACAAUUCAUACACCUCCUAUACCUGCGUCCUCUUGAUGUCAUGUCAAUAAAACAAGUCGACCGUGUGUGUGAGCCCUAGCAUCACGCUUUACCACAUUAUAUUCAGUGCAUCUCCAAUUUGACCAAAGAUUCGUCCAAAAGACUACACCAAAAAGACAGGGCGAUCGCCCAGUGAUUUCUUAAUAAUUUUAUUUCUGGAGAUGGCUCAGUCGCGGAUAUAACUUACCUAACUUAAAAAAAUGAACAUCUAUGUUACCUUAACAAUUUAUUUUUCCCUACGUCCACUAAAAUCCAUCUUGAAGAUCCAUCGAUGGAUCUAUUUCCAAUUUUAUGUCCACUUUAAUCCAAAAUGGCCAGAUUAUCAAGGCUUAACAUGUAAGUUAAUAUUCAUAUCCGCGCUCAUCUACGCCUUUUUUGUAAUAAUCAUCCGCUUUUUACAAUGGAUUUUUAAAAGUUAUUCUUAUUUAUUUAUAUUUUUUACAGUUUUUUUUUGUAUAACUUUUUUAUUUAACUAGUUGUUCACUGUAGUUAGUUGUUUAAAUUUUUAUUAUUAGUGUCUAAUCAGUUUUCAGUAUUUUCAGGUUUCCUUUAAGUAAUUUUAUACUGCAAUAGAUUAAGCUUUGCCAAUAAAUGGAAAUAAAAUUGCACAUUGGCCAUAAAAGUUAAAUUUAAGAUUAUCUAUGUACUAUGUAACAUUCGGAUGAAAAUAAUAACAAUGUAAAAAAAUGUUUUGUCGGUAAAAUAAAAAUUGCGACGUAGAUUCAGAAAUUUCUAAAUCAGAGCUUUACUGGUUAAGAUGUACACUAUUUUUUAUUUUAGCUGUUUUCUUUUUUUUUUUCCUUUUAAAUUGACGUUGACACCGUAAAGUUUUUAUAUAUUUAUAUUUAUGUAAAAACUUGUAGACGUAACUAUGUAGUUUGAAUUUACCUGUUUUACAUUUAUUUUUUAUUGAGAGUGAAUUAUAUUUUUUGUUGUUUGAAAUAAUAGUAUUAAUUAUUAUAGCGCUAUGUGUCACCUGCAAGGGAAUACUGAAUAAACGUUGGCUCAGGUCGAUCACAAGCGAGCGACGGAUUGACUUGACCACUUUUAGCCGUAGUUAGGAUCUACUAGUUGUCCGACUGUGGUCGCCCUUAGUCACAAUUUGCCAACGUAAAAUUCAAUAAAAAUUGCAAUUUUGUAGAAAAUUCAAUUUACUAUGUGAUUAUACAUACAAUACCUAUUUCGUUGUAAUCGAGACCGACGAACAUCUCCGAAUAUUGGUAUUCUGUGUAUAAACACUAACCCUGCAGGUCUGUAGGUAUUGUUUAAAACUGAAAUACUUGAAUUUUUAUAUGAAUUUUAUUAUUAUAAUAUGGUAUUUUACUAAAUAUUAGUCCAAUAUUAAAAUCUUUAA
Molecule: messenger RNA, 9905 nt
Organism: Plodia interpunctella (Indianmeal moth)
Lineage: Eukaryota; Metazoa; Arthropoda; Insecta; Lepidoptera; Pyralidae
Gene: orb2
Product: orb2
Exons: 10
Coding region: 51-1334 (427 amino acids)
Biological process (GO): negative regulation of cytoplasmic translation
Cellular component (GO): neuron projection; synapse; cytoplasm
Molecular function (GO): translation factor activity, RNA binding; mRNA 3'-UTR binding; mRNA regulatory element binding translation repressor activity
Source: RefSeq, a predicted model, not a curated record